This is a messenger RNA of Habropoda laboriosa, 2139 nucleotides long. RefSeq names its product casein kinase II subunit alpha (gene CkIIalpha). The coding region runs from base 297 to 1454 and encodes 385 amino acids. Gene Ontology annotation, molecular function: protein serine/threonine kinase activity; ATP binding. Gene Ontology annotation, biological process: protein phosphorylation. Gene Ontology annotation, cellular component: nucleus; protein kinase CK2 complex; cytosol. The transcript has 8 exons. The record is from RefSeq and is a predicted model, not a curated record. NCBI's taxonomy places the organism in Eukaryota, Metazoa, Arthropoda, Insecta, Hymenoptera, Apidae.
GACCUCGCUCGUUUGAGAAGCCGGCCGCCCGCAAAAAUCUUUGAGUUUCACGCGUUUGCGCGGCCUCACGUAAUCCGUAAGCAGGUUGCGCGAUUUCACAACGAAUUUAGAGAUCUGUUGCGGUUAAUUUAAUCAAGAUUCGGGUCCGGAAUGCAUUAGGUGUAUAUUUAUCCUCGCGCAUUCAUAACUGGGUGAGUGGAGGAGAUAAAUUAACUAGCUUUUGUAAUUUUUCAAUAGACAACAGUGAAAGAAUAGCAAUCCACAAAACAAAUAGUAGUAGUGAUUUACCAGAAAAAAUGGCACUACCCAGUAGAGCGCGAGUUUAUACUGAUGUGAAUUCACACAAAGCUAGAGAUUACUGGGACUAUGAAUCCUAUGUUGUUGAUUGGGGACAACAAGAUGAUUAUCAGUUAGUGAGAAAAUUAGGCAGAGGAAAAUAUAGUGAAGUAUUUGAAGCUAUCAAUAUCACAAAUAAUGAAAAAUGUGUUGUAAAAAUUUUAAAGCCUGUAAAAAAGAAGAAAAUUAAAAGGGAGAUUAAAAUCUUAGAAAACCUUAAAGGUGGGACCAACAUAAUUACACUCCAAGCAGUUGUUAAAGAUCCUGUAUCCAGGACACCGGCACUGAUAUUUGAACAUGUCAACAACACAGAUUUCAAGCAAUUAUACCAGACGCUAACAGACUACGACAUAAGAUACUACCUCUACGAAUUAUUAAAAGCAUUGGAUUAUUGCCAUAGUAUGGGAAUCAUGCAUAGGGACGUCAAACCGCACAAUGUUAUGAUAGAUCAUGAAAAUCGAAAGUUGCGGUUAAUCGAUUGGGGUCUAGCAGAGUUUUAUCACCCUGGUCAGGAAUACAACGUACGAGUAGCUUCGCGUUAUUUUAAAGGUCCAGAACUACUUGUAGAUUAUCAGAUGUAUGAUUAUUCAUUAGAUAUGUGGUCUCUUGGAUGCAUGCUUGCGAGUAUGAUAUUCAGGAAAGAACCGUUUUUCCAUGGACAUGAUAAUUAUGACCAACUAGUUAGAAUUGCGAAAGUUCUUGGGACUGAGGAACUGUUCGAAUAUCUUGAAAAGUAUCAUAUUGAUUUGGAUCCUCGUUUCAAUGAUAUUCUAGGCCGACAUUCACGCAAACGCUGGGAACGAUUUAUGCAUUCAGAGAAUCAACACUUGGUAUCACACGAAAGCCUUGAUUUCCUUGACAAACUUUUGCGCUACGAUCAUUACGAGAGACUCACUGCUCGUGAAGCUAUGGAGCAUCCCUAUUUUUUUCCAAUAGUAAAAGAUCAAGGUCGAUUAAACAUGGUUUCAUCGUCACCUACUCCCAUAACAGGUUCGUUACCUGUAGCCAAGUACUCUUUGUGCUCUGUGAAUACCUGUGUAUCCAGUAAUAAAUGCUGCCAAGAUACUAGUAAUGGCAUCGUUGAUAUCAUGAAAAUACAAUUUCGAAGACGUGUUUAAAAUUUUAGCCCUUGUUAUUUCCACACUUCUACGGUAAUAUUUUUCUUUUGUGUAUUUCAUAUUGACCCGUAGAAGUUUGUAAUUUAAUUUCCAUUGAUCGAAGCGAGAAUUCACAGGCACCUUAAAACACUUGGCGUCAGCAAAAGCCUACGUACAUGAACAAAACACAUGCCGAUAAAAAAAAAAGAACAUUCGUAUUGCUGUACAUUGUAUGCUUGACGCGCCGGUCAAACACUUAAUGUCGAUAAAAUGUCAUUAAAUUGACUGAAUUGUUUCAUAUACAGCAUUACCAAUGUGUUUCUUAUAAAUUGAAUGUGUAAUUAUUUAUAUAUGAACGUAAGCCAGUUUAUUAUGUACAUUUGAAAAAAAAAAAUUUACUUCGUGAGAAAGAGGGGGAGAGAGCGAGAGAGAGGGGAGAGAAACGUACUUUUAAAGAAUGUAUAGGAAUAGAGCACACUCCACUUGUACAUCAUGUCCUUUCGUAUUAUUUCGAAAGAAUUCGUCAGUUCCUAUACGUAUAAAUUGCGCAUAAAGUACGGUCAAUUCAAUAUAUGUGUAUAUAUACACACACACACACACAAACAUACAUACAUACACAUAUAAAUGUUAGCGUAUUAUAAAUGCGUACCCUAUCAAGCGGAGUGUGAAUUUAAAUUCACAGAGCGUUGUGCGCUCUUGAAUAUUA